Messenger RNA from Lutra lutra (Eurasian river otter), 4429 nucleotides. RefSeq names its product translation initiation factor IF-2-like. Lineage: Eukaryota; Metazoa; Chordata; Mammalia; Carnivora; Mustelidae. The coding region runs from base 100 to 939 and encodes 279 amino acids. The transcript has 2 exons. The record is from RefSeq and is a predicted model, not a curated record.
GGCUGCCCGGCCCCCAGCGCGCCCUCAGCGGUGAGCCGUCCGUCCCUCCCGGCGCCCUGUCUCUGGCACGGCCCCGCCCAGAGCCUCCGAAACCCGCAGAUGCCGGCCGCGCCCCCGCGCUGCUUCUCCCAGAGCGGGACGGCGAGGCUCCCGGAUCGGCCGCGUGUGCGGACCUGCGCGGGGGCCGUGGUCCUCGGCGCCUCGGAUCGGAGUUUACGGUGGCGCCGGCGGACAGGCCCCCUCGGCCCGGCUCUGCCCCGGCGUCCCCGCGCCGCCGCCUGCGCGCUCUGCAGCCCUCAGACGCCCCCGUCCUGGGACCCCGCGAGGGCCCCGCCCGCCUCGCCUCUGCAGCGACGGCCCCCCGCGGGGCGCCUCGUAGAAGUCCGGGCGCUGCGCCGCGGCCCCGCCGCCCCUCCCGCCUGUCUCCCGGGCUUCGCACCCGCGCCCGCGCCCCGGUCUUCCGGAAAGGGUCGACUUCCGUUCCUGGAAUCGCCGCUCCUCUCGCCUCUCCGGCGGGUCCGUGGGUGCGGAAGCUUCGGGACCAUCUCGCUGAACUCCGGGGCCCGCGGUGUUGCGGUCUCCUGCUCCCCCGAGUCCUCCCGAAUGAGCCGGCGUGGACGCCACAGGAGACCAGAGACUGUGGCCUCUCCGUGCUCCUGGCGGUGGCCCCGGGGGAGGGUACCAGGGCACGCCCCGCCCCCGCGCCCUGAGCCCUUAGUGACUCCGUCCCAGGUGUGGGCGCGGCGCUGGUCUUCUGUCGCCCUGUCUGCGUACACUCGAGUUCGCGGCCGGCUCCUGUUGCGGGCGGCUGGCCACCUGGACCUGGCCCGGGCUGCAGGGUCCUGCCACCCAGCACGGCCCCCGCGGGUCGCUGCUCCAGGAUGUGGGGCCGGCGGCCGCCACUGGGAAGAAACAGGCCGUCCUCCGACUCUGUCCUGACCUUCCCAGUGUUGCCGGUAACCCAGAGAAGGCCGGGCUCAGGGCCCCCAGCUGUCGGCCCCUUGAGCUGUUGGGGCCGCAGAUUCCCAGGUGCUCACGGAGGCAAGCGUGGCUGACUCUCCCGGAGGGACUGUCCGGACACAAGGCCCCACAGACCCCGAAGGAAGGGCCCUGCUCGUCCCCAGGGAGGAGAGGGCAGAGGGGCGAGCUGGCCACGGGGGACAAUAGGUCAGAGAACAAGAGGGAGGUGACGAGACUGUGGGACAAAGCCAGGCAUGGCUGAGACGUACUUGCUGGGACUUUCCAUGUGGCCCUUGCCCGUCGAACGGUGCCAGGAGAGGACCCACUGGAUUCCGCCGGUGAGGCCUCCCCCUUGGACACGGCCUCCCCCCGUGCGUCAUGUGUCCCACACCCUCGGUAGUAGCCGAGUGAAGGGUGACCACCUCCUGCUGCACGUAGAGCGACGAUCUGUGUGGAGAAAGGGCUUCCUAACGACGUGUGUCACGCUGAGUUCUGACAAGAGACCCUGAGCCCGCCCCGAUCAGCCCAACCUUCCGUUCUAGAGAAGUCACUGAAUCGCUUCUCGGCCUUUUGGCUAAGAUCAAGUGUGGAGAAGUCACUGACUGUUAGUUGGCUCAGGCAAGAAUUUGGUGUCCUCUGGGUUAUUGGGACAUAAGGAUGAGGAAACCCAGAGAACUGAAGUGAGGACUGGUUCUCUGCGGUCAAAACGCAUUCUUUGCUGCCCCGGCUCCGGUUUCUCAGGGAGGCUGAGGACACGAGCCUGUCACCAGCAGCAGCUGAGCCAGCCUCUUCUCACAGCUCAGUGCUUCCCCUUUCUCCAGGGACUCUGGACGUUCCCAGGGCACCAGCCAGACCUCUCCAUUCCUCCAGCUGUCCAACGACAGGGUACCCACAACGCAGGACAACGUACCUCACCAUAGCACACAACGCCGCCCCAGACCUCAGAUGACAUACCACACCUCUCCACACCUCACACCUCACCACACAGCACCGCACUCAGUACCAGAGCACACCUCGCCACACAACGCACGGCCCCCACCCUGUGCUCCUCCAACCGCAGCGCAGCAGUGCACGACCUGUGAGGACGUGCUGGGACCACCAGGGCUCCCAGGAGGGGGUGGUGGCCCCCCGCCAGCUGGAGGAAGAAACAAUGUUUGUUUGCACAGUCGGCAUCCGCUGCCUCGUACAGCCUCUUCGGACUGGCGAGCGCUGUAAUGUACACAGAAAGUCCUGUUCCUGGCGCAGCCCUAAAUAUUUACGCGGCGCGCAAACAAGGCCGAGGAAUUCCCUCCAGCCAUAUAGUGACUUAAUAAACAUGGGGCCAUUAGGUAGUGUUUGUCUUGGUCAUGCAUGACAAGUUACUGAUUACGGGACGGUGACAUCUGAAGGCCAAGACUGCCAGACCCAGAGUUCGAAACGGCGGGCCGCGGCAAGGGGGAUGCUCUUGGCACUGUUAGUCUCGGGGUGCAGACGGCAGACAACGGGGACCCGGCCUCCCCACGCAGCUGGACGGGGAGCAGCCCAGCCUUGCGCCUGUGGCUGCUGCGUCCUGUUCUGCGGUGGGACUCGCCUUGUGCCCUGGGGCCACGGAGGGUCCCUGAAGCACCACUUCCCACAUGUCCCCCAUCAGCGACUUCCUGGGCUCCCCACAGAGAGAACCGGGAGACAAUGCUUCCUCCUCUGGGCUCGGCAUUCUAGGCCCCGCCGCCCCCAGGCCACGUCCCUGUCGGUUUCCGCUAUCUUUAGCGACAGAAGGAAAGCAAACACAGUUUCGCUUCUUCCCACAAAACAGUUUAGAUAUUUCCGAGUGCGUGUUGCAUUUUAAGAUUGUUUGUCUCCGGGAGCGAGGAAGAGCCCGAUGAGCCCAGAGAAGCAGCAGCGUCUCCCGCACUCAGCCCCAAGGAGCGGCUUCCAGAAGCCUCACGCACGCCGGCUCGGGGCACCCGGCCACAGGCUUCUCUGGCUGUGUGUUGGGCAGGACGUCCACGCGGGGCGGCCACACAGCAGGCUCCGGACAACGGCGAGCUGGCGACAGCCACGUGCGUCUGUGAAGGAUGGGGGCAGGAGGAGGUGCGGUGCGCAGAGGGAAGCGCCCGCGUCGGAAGGCUGGGGACAGCCGGCCUCUCCAGUCCUGCUCCUGAGCAUGAGGAUGCGCGCCUGCCACCGGGAGACGGCAGGGUGGCCGGGGUGGGGGACGUGCUUGACCACACCCAGGCGCCCCAGGAGGGCUCCAGACCUGCCCUGCGCUUUCCAGGUGGCCUCAAGCCUGCUGCUCAUGAGCAUGUCCCUGUCCCCACCUGUCACCGUCUGACCGCGGGCGCUGCGCCUGGUCCCCGGCCCCACCGUGCACAGAGUGCGGCCCGGCCUGGCGGGGUUGGGGUCACUCGCAGCUCGGAAGCGCCGGGGAGAUGUAAAGCGGGGCUCGCUCUCCCUCCCGCACGGCCACCGGCUCUUCUGUCUCAUCGUCACCCCCACCCGCCCUCCCGGCCCGGCUGCUUCUCCCGCGGGGCAGAAACCGACACGGGACGCGGGUGGACGGUGCCCAGAGCUGGGUCCCCUGACCACGAGGAUGUGCCCUCCCGUGUAUUCACAGCUGCCCCAUCCGCGCGGGUGGGGCUUGCCCGUGAACUCUCCCCAGGCCGUCGUGUCGAAGCAUUCAAGUCCUAGUUCGUGGACGGAAUGUGCACGCUCACGCACGUCUGGGGUCCGGCGGUACGUGUGGGGUCUGGGCCUGGCCACCCACUCACGUAGCCGGCCUGGCCAGCUGCCAGCCCAGACGUCUGUGCUCUCACUGCGCAGUGGCGAGUUCGGCGGGGCCAGAGUGCGCAGCCCUGGGAGAGGGAGGCCUGCUGGGCUUCGGGACGGGGACACGAGAGCCUCUGCGGCACGGUUAGUGCCUGCGACCUGCUCCAGGCUCUCUCCCUGCUCCUGGGGAUCCCUUGGAGCAUUGUCUCAGGUUUGGGAGAACCUCACCCACCGAGCCUCAGUGAGCCAGGCCCCAAGCUGUCCUGCAAAGCUAGGGACUUGCUGGGUGGGAGGGGGUGAGUAUGAGCUGUGGCCGGCGCUACACGCCCCAGUUCCAGAAAGAGUCUCCCGCCCACGGAGCAGCACCGCCUUCCCCCGCGAACGGACGGGACCCACACUGGGCAGGCUGGAAAGGCUCCUUGGGCUCCGAAGUUGAAUGACCCUGGGAAAGACAGAAACAGCCUUGGGAGGAUGUGUUUAACGUCAAGGGGGCCCUACGUGUGGGCCCAGGGUAAGGACAUAAGGAGGAGUGUGUGGCGCAGGCCUUAAUCCUGGAAGGUUGUGAACUGAAUCAACAAGGUGUGCGAUAAAGUGCAUCCGUCCGUCUGUCCGCCCUGAUGAGAAGUUCACAGAGCGAAUUAAAUGUGUAAAAUUGUGGUGAUUAUUUCAUAAAAAUGGCAAAAUAUCAAAGACAACUGAAUUCGAUUAUCAUGUAUGCUUGGGU